CCAUUGAACCAUAAGCUACGAGCCCAUACACAGCAGGUGAAGGCCGUUGUAUGUAGGUUUCUGUUAUAGAUGAUGAUUGUUAGACUGUCGCCCAUGUCACUGAGGUUAGGAAUGUUGGGUUGGGUUUAAAUUGUGUAAAACUUCAAGCAUCAAUGAGAGAUCUCGCCGUGGAUAUUAAAUGCAAACUAUUCCGGAAGGCUUCGUUGAUCUGUGGUUCUUAUAACGCAACCAGAAACCUGUUGCAUGUGCUAGGGACUUUCCUAAUCACGCAGUUUCGACGUGGUACAGUGGAGAGUAUGUUGAUCUACAUUACGAUGAUAAUGAACGGAGUGCUGGCGCGACACACAAGGGACACAGACACAGGGAUUCCCCACAAGGACCAUCCCUAUAAGAUUCUACUAGUCGGGGGCUCCAGUGUCGGCAAGACGUGCAUUCUAAGACGUUUUGUUGACGGGGAAUUCCCGUGUAAAUGCAAGGCAACCCUAGGUUUGGAUUUCAAGAUUAGAUGCGUUCAAGUACAAGACCGAUUGCUUAAGAUGCAGUUAUGGGACACUUCGGGACAGGAGAGGUUUCGAUCCAUGACGCAAGCGUACUACCGUGGUGCGGCUGGUGUCAUGCUCGUCUAUGACGUCACAGAGGGGAGGACUCUAGAGGGCCUAAACGGUUGGCUCUCAGAUAUCAAAACGUACGCCCCGGAGGAUGUGGAUAUCAUUUUGUUGGGAAAUAAGUGCGACACGGUCGAGCAGCGUGUGGUUUCAUUUGAAGCCGGCGAAGAGUUUGCGAGACGCCAUGGAUUGAAGUUCUUUGAGACCAGUGCCCAAGAUAACACGAAUAUAUCGGAUGCUUUCGAGUCCAUGGCCUACCUUCUUGUAAAUAAAGUCACAGAGACGAGGAAACGAGUCAACAGUGUAGCGGUAACAUCUCCUGAUUCUAAUGGAAAUCCUUCGAAGUUAAGAUGGAAAGAUGGACUGAAACCCAAUUGUUCUUGCUAGCUGCGGACCCAGAAGAUGUCACUUUCCUUUUACCUUGAAACAAACUUGAAACUUCGUCAGUGAGUUUUGCCGCGCCCGACUGAAGCAUAAGAUACACGCUGGCUCUGGAGGCAGGUUUCUGGCGCUAUUCACGAGCCUCGAAGUGUGACGUAAGAUGUUCAGGCUAAUGUUUACUCGAUCUUGACAACUUUGAUUAUAAACUGCGUAUUAUCAGCAAAACUUAUCAAAUGAGGGCGCUCUGUCUACCCAGUUGACCCCUAUCAGGGUGCAGCCAUCUUGCACUUCUCCUAUUUAUAAUAAUGUUACCAAACCAAGGCCUGAAGAACAAUAGUCUGGUUCCUAGUUGCCAAAUUAUGAUUAGCUUUCAUUAUUGUUAUUCGAUACGAGGAACUUGCCCAAGAUGGAGGCAGAAUGAUAACGGUCUAUAGGCUAAGAUCAACGAUCUAAUGCUGACUUGAAGUGUCGACGCAUACAGCAAAAUGUGGACAGUUUUGUGGAUUCUGUGAUCGGUGGAUGCAGGCAUCUUUGGAGUCGAUACCGAAGUUAUAGUUCAUUGGAUGACAUGGAAAUGGCCCGAGAUAAAAUCGGUUUACUCUUUAAUGCCAUGUUUUUCUUUAUUGAUUUUCAAAAUCAAACUCGUUUAGAUUUGAGUCACCUUCAUAGGUCCCUUAAAUAAAGUCUUUUAGUAGGAUUUUAAAAAUAAUUAUUUGUUCUUUAUCGAUUGUUUGCAAUAACUAUGACGAAGAAAGCAUUGCAGGUGGCUUUGGGAAAUCUGUCCAAUUCUGUCCCCAGUGGGAAAUUAACAUGGGCUGAGAGAGGUUUAUUCAAAAGAGGGCGAUAUCAGAACCAUUUUACACACGGGUCGCCAUAAUUAUGGGAGGACAGAAUCUUCUUGGCGUUUGUCAAGAAGGCUAUAAUCUUGUUGCCAAAUAUUGGUUCAGAAACGUGUUUUCAUUUAGCGGAUUGGAUGAAGUGACGGUGCGUUUAAUAUAAAAUUUAUUUCGUUAUUCAGUGAUGUUGUUUAUGCUUUUGAGCGAUCCCACGGCUCGCUAUUUGUUUAAUGUACAUGAUGAACUACGAAGAAUCUACUAAAACUGUAAAGUUUUUUUUUGCUUGCCUAACUUGAUACUCAUGUGCCAUGAAAUGUAUUAAUUUGUUACUAAAGAUGUUCAUUAUUAUUUUAGAAACCGUGUUGCCUGUUUGGUGCUCUAGGACAACUUUAAGAAUGGUACGCAAUAUUUAAAGCAUUAUUUUUUAACAAUUGACAACUAAAACCCGCUUCAUACUCACUGCGAAGUUAUUUCUGGUGACACAAUAAUCGGUAUGCGCUGUUUAGGCAAUAAUGUGACGCAAGAAAAUGCCUUUUGAAUGAAGCAUUCGCAGGAAACAUCGAACCGGGCUGAACUUGUUUCAAAAAUUAUUCAAACUUAAUUUAAUUUUCAAAGAUUUCUCUUAAUGUACAGGUAUUUUUUUAAAUGAAUAUUCUUUUCCGUUUUUGAUAAGAAGAUGCGAAUAAAAUAAUCUGGGAAAU
Messenger RNA from Asterias rubens (European starfish), 2523 nucleotides. RefSeq names its product ras-related protein Rab-10-like. The record is from RefSeq and is a predicted model, not a curated record. The transcript is spliced from 6 exons. Bases 153 to 992 code for a protein of 279 amino acids. Lineage: Eukaryota; Metazoa; Echinodermata; Asteroidea; Forcipulatida; Asteriidae. Gene Ontology annotation, molecular function: GTPase activity; GTP binding.